CGGAACUAAGGUGUCAGUAGUCUUGACGCACGCGUUUUGCACGGAUUAGUAGAGUGUAGCGCAGGCAGUUGGGCAUGGAAGGGAAAGGAGGUUGUAAUUAGGGUGAGGUGUCAUUUCAUAAAAUAAUAUUUUAAAAAAAAUCCUCUGCAUCUGAGCAUUUAUUUAAAAAAAUCCUCUGCAUCUGAGCACUGUAGGGAAUAUAUUAGAGACGCAGGGCGGCUAUCUUCAUUCAAUUAUCACCCGGACCUUGACCGUGUGUUUUCUUUUUCUGAAACCGGGGAGCAGAGACAGCCUUUGUGAAAAUGUUGCAGUCUGUAGCUGAUCUUUCCAUUUCUUAUAAGAUCUUCUAUUCGGUUUUACUGUUUUCGUGGACCGUCUACCUAUGGGAGGCCUAUCUUGCUUACAGACAGCGGAAGGUGUACAGGUCCACGACCCAUGUGCCGACGGAGCUGGGAAACAUCAUGGACACGGAGACCUUUGAGAAAUCUCGCCUCUACCAGCUGGACAAAAGCACCUUCAGCUUCUGGUCAGGGCUGUACUCUGAGACCGAGGGGACGUUGAUUCUCCUGCUAGGCGGGAUUCCUUUCCUAUGGAAGCUGUCUGGAGUCCUCAUUGGAAGGGCUGGGUUUGGGCCGGAGUAUGAGAUCACUCAGUCCCUGGCGUUCCUGCUGCUGGCCACUCUGUUCAGUGCAGUGACUGGCAUGCCCUGGAGCAUCUACAACACCUUCGUCAUUGAGGAGAAGCAUGGCUUUAACCAGCAGACUCUGGGCUUCUUCCUGAAGGAUGCUGUGAAGAAGUUUGUGGUGACACAGUGCAUUCUGCUGCCAGUCACCUCGCUGUUGCUGUACAUCAUCAAGAUCGGAGGCGACUAUUUCUUUAUCUACGCCUGGCUCUUCACCCUGGGCGUCUCUCUGGUGUUAGUAACGAUCUACGCAGACUACAUCGCUCCUUUGUUUGACAAGUUCACCCCACUGCCUGACGGGGAGCUGAGGGGAAACAUCGAGUCUAUGGCGAAGUCAAUCAGUUUCCCCCUCACCAAAGUUUAUGUGGUGGAAGGCUCCAAACGCUCCUCCCACAGCAAUGCCUAUUUCUACGGGUUCUUCAAGAACAAACGGAUCGUCUUGUUCGACACACUCCUGGAGGACUACUCUCCUCUGAACAAGGCAGGGGAGCCGGGGGCAGGGGAGCCAGGGCUAGAGCCCCAGCCCGUCCCCGAGCACAGCGGGGAAAGCGAUAGCACUGAGAACAAAGCCAAACCGAAGAAUAAGAAGCAGGGCUGCAACAACCCAGAGAUCCUGGCUGUCUUGGGGCAUGAACUGGGCCACUGGAAACUGGGCCACACCGUGAAGAAUAUCGUGAUCAGCCAGAUGAAUUCCUUCCUGUGUUUCUUCCUGUUUGCUGUUCUGAUUGGCCGAAAGGAGCUCUUCACUGCAUUUGGUUUCUAUGACAACCAGCCCACCCUGAUUGGCCUGAUGAUCAUCUUCCAGUUUAUCUUCUCCCCCUACAAUGAGGUGCUGUCGUUCUGUCUGACGGUGCUGAGUCGCAGGUUCGAGUUCCAGGCAGACGCCUUCGCUCGCAACAUGGGGAAGGCCACAGAGCUGUACUCCGCCCUGAUCAAGCUCAACAAGGACAACCUGGGCUUCCCCGUGGCAGACUGGCUCUUCUCCAUGUGGCACUACUCCCACCCUCCCCUGCUGGAGCGGCUGCGGGCCCUCAAGGGGGCCAAACAGGACUGACGGCCUGGGACUGGGGUCCCCCUGCUGCGCUGGCUCAGGAGAGGAGCCCGCCGUCUCCUCCAGACCCUCUGACCUGCGUUUUCAUUCUCCAUUCCUUUGUUUUUGUUUUAAACACGCGAUGCAGAGAAUCUCAUCUACACUGGAACGCAUAUCUUAAGGAACCACAGUUUUACAACAAGCAAAACUUCCAGGAUCGAAACCCAUUAUUAUUAUUAUUAUUAUUAUUAUUAUUUAUUUCUUAACAGACGCCUUUAUCCAGGGCGACUUACAAUCGAAACCCAUCCACCCCCUAAGUAAAAUUCCCCAUUAUCUCCACAUGCAAAUAGAUGCACACAUAACACAUGUAGAAGGUACACAUACACAAAUUCUUAUCCGAAUUUGACUAAGAAUAGUGAACCGGACAGACAUUUCUCUGAGGGGGAGGUUUUUCCAAGUGUUUUACAUGAGGUACAUGAAAACGCUCUCUCUCACUCCAUCCUCUUUCUCAAAACAUAUGCAGCAGCAUAUACAUAUUCCAUGACACUGAAGAUUUGAUUCAGUCUGUCUGGUAGCAAGACUGACCUGUGCUUGCUUGGGGUCUAGAAUGACCUGAAUUUUUAAGUAGUGUUUGGGUUAUUAACCCUGAAAUCCGAAACCUGAUUUUUUUCCCCUUCUGAUUUUCUUAAUUUGAUAUGCAUCCUAAAAGGUUCAUUGGAUUUUGGCUAUUUUCCUGUGAUCCCACUUUUUUAUUUUUAAACAUUUAUGUUUU
This is a messenger RNA of Acipenser ruthenus (sterlet), 2484 nucleotides long. RefSeq names its product CAAX prenyl protease 1 homolog. Gene Ontology annotation, cellular component: endoplasmic reticulum membrane. Gene Ontology annotation, biological process: CAAX-box protein processing. NCBI's taxonomy places the organism in Eukaryota, Metazoa, Chordata, Actinopteri, Acipenseriformes, Acipenseridae. The transcript has 10 exons. The record is from RefSeq and is a predicted model, not a curated record. Bases 303 to 1736 code for a protein of 477 amino acids. Gene Ontology annotation, molecular function: metalloendopeptidase activity.